Sclerotinia trifoliorum is the source of this 816-nucleotide messenger RNA. Lineage: Eukaryota; Fungi; Ascomycota; Leotiomycetes; Helotiales; Sclerotiniaceae. The record is from the annotation of a GenBank genome assembly.
UACUGAAAGUGGGUACUAUACCAAAACAAGCAGGUACAUAGAACUUUUAAAUACAAAUGCUCCUCUUCGUUAGAAUUUUCGAGGAAUAAUAAAGGAACUGUUCGAUCAUUCCCCGCAUCCACUCCUCAUAAUCUCGCUUGAAUAUCACGAAGCUAGACGGCAUAUUAGCACCAGCAACAAUCAACAACAUGAGUCUCCGCAAUCUCCUGAUCAUGAGCCUUGCUGCUCUCGCAAUUUCAGCACCGUUGACUACUUCCAACAGUAUGUUUUUAAGAUUGGACUUCAUAUAUAGAGAAACCGACUAAUCUGAGGUAGAUUUUGAAGCCGACCCGAUGCUCGCUGUUGGCAGGGACGCCUCUAGCUAUGCCACCAAGCGUACCAACUUUGAAGCCGACCCCAUGCUCGCUGUUGGCAGGGAUGCCUCUAGCUAUGCCACCAAGCGUACCAACUUCGAGGCUGAUGCAAUGCUUGCGGUAAAUCAGGAUGCCUCCAGCUAUGCCACCUAGUCGUUGGUCUUGUCAGCCAAGCACCCUAGAAUUUUGAACUUCAUCUUGGUGCGAUCUAGGCCUGGGUUUUGAUGGGGUUGAAAAUAACCAUUCACGGUUUGAACUUGGUAUUGUUCGCAAACACAUUCUGUUUGAGACGGUUAAAUUUGUAUGAACUUCAUUUGUCACUCAUUUCAGCGCUGUAUACGAUGGAAGGGCCGCCCAGUGCUCUCCAAUAGGCAUCAUUAUAUAUGACGACGUCGUUUUAUAGCUUUAGCAAAUUAAAUUAAAUUCAUGGAUUCAUAGCAUUCUUCACCCAAAGUAUGCCUCU